CGGCAAAAUCAAAUCACAACUGCACCGUCACAGAAUUUAUCUUUUUUCUCUCUAGUUCGUAGAACUGCUCUGUCAAAGACCUCCUUUGCAGAGUCGUAGAUCGUAGUAGUUGUAGUCGUAGUUGCGGAGCUCUCCAGAGGAACCUCCAUAGGAGUAGAGGUAACGUAGCUUAGAACUCCUGGUUUGAUUUUCUGGUUAUUCGCCGAACACCCUCGUUCAAACGUAGUUUGGAGAGGUGGUGAACCGAAUAACGGUUGUUUGAUUAGAAGUCAAAGGUGUAUCGAUCAAAUCAACAUCGCCGACAUCGGUGGUGGAUAUUUGACGGUCGUCUUGAUUUUCGUAUAAUCGAUCAAAUCAACGGCGCCGACAUUCGGCGGCGGAUAUUUGACAAUUUUGCUGACUUUGUGUUUUUGUUUCCUUGAAAACAGAGCGCAUUGAACGCGCGAGUUUCGCCAACGAAACAAAUUGGCACACCUGGUGGGACGCGUAUGUUCGAAUGGCUCCGCGACGAAGGAAUCAGGAAGGGGAUGUUCCGCCCAGAUUCGUGGAGGAACAAGUGGCCAACAUUGAAGGAGGCCAAGGAGUCGGUGCUGAAGACAUCGGCGGUUCUGAGAAUCUGCUGUCCACAGCUGGGCCGACCGAGCAUUUGUCAAUCCACCAUUUCAUGGAGGAGAAUCGUCGCAUGUUUGCUAGCCUCAACAAUGAGUUCGCAGGCUCCAAAGGCGAGUUUGCAAACUUCAAGGGCGAGGUAAAUCAACGUUUUGACGCUUUAACUGCACGACAUGAUUCUCUUGAGUCUCGUGUUGAUAGGCGUUUAGGCCAACUCUUUGAAGUUGUGACUAAAAACAGACAUGAUUUUGAUGUUUUUGUGGAUAAAAAUCUACGUUAUAUGAAUGAAAUCAGAGAGCUUUUGGGUAGACCAGUAAUGCAACCUAGGGAUUUGCCGUUAAACGGUGAAAAUAAUCUAAACAGUGAAACUGGUUUUCCAAACAACGGGGCUCGAAACAGUCCGCCAAGACAAGGAGUUCCGCCGAUACCAAUGGUGAACUCACCAACUCCGCGGGUUAAUAUUGGCGAGACCAGCACUGCCGCUAACACUCGGGUUGAACCGCCGUCAUUUCACGGUGGGGGUCCACAAAAUACCCCGGAGGCCAGACCCUAUGUGGCUCCGAUGAGCGGUGGUGUUGGUGGAGGAACGAUCAACAAUGAUCAUGUUCCGCCACGCGGCUACCCGCAAAACGUCCCUUCUCCUCCAAACGGGCUUGGCAUGGAUCCUCGUGGAUUCAUACCACAAGGGGGGCAACUCGGGAGGCAAGACGUUAACGCUAUUCGAGAUCAGGUAGCACAGAUGCUGACGGAUCAGUUUGGUUUAGGGAUUAGACCAGCGAUGCCGCCGGUAUACCGAAAACCAUAUCCGGAUUGGGUUGAUAGAUACUACCCCUUUCCACGUGGUUUUCGCGUACCUGAUUUCAUCACUUUCAGCGGGACUGGGGAUCAGUCCACCGUCGAGCACGUUGGACGAUUCACGGUUCAGUGUGGUGAUGUGAGUGAUUUCUUGAAGUUGCGUUUGUUUGGUAACUCGUUGACCGGUCCCGCCUUCGCGUGGUACGUUAACUUGCCAUCGAACUCGGUUCAAACCUGGCAGCAAAUGGAACAAAUGUUCCAUGCCCAGUUCUACCGUCCUGAGCAAGAAGUAACAAUGGCAAACUUGGCACGAAUGCGCCAACAACUAGGAGAAACGGUGGAACACUUUUUAACUAAUUUUAAGAACGCAAGAAAUCGCUGUUUUGUGAACUUGACAGAACGCGAGUUAGUUAAACUUGCUCAAGGUGAUUUAAAUUUUGAGCUACGUAAGAAAUUUCAAGACAGGGAAUUUUCAGACCUGUUCCAGUUGAUGUCCUAUGCAAUUAGGUACGAGUCUCUUCUCCAUGAAGAAGAACAUAAGAGAAGUGGUUCUCAUGGAAAAUAUUUCCCUAAUUUUGAGAACUAUGGUGUGAAUAACGUCGGCAGUGAUGUUGACGAGGUUGAAGUUGAUUUGGCCAAGAAUGUGCAGGGGAAGCCAUAUGUGUGUGCUUCUCUAGCCAAGGCCGAUGGGGAACCACAAGCUGGAAAACCCAAUCGUGCUCCAAUUCAACCUAGAAAAUAUUCUUUCGAUGUUUCAAAAUCGGAUACAAUUUUCGACCAGCUUUACAGAGAUGGUCAAAUUAAGUUGACUGUAGGGCAAACUAUCCCGCCAGCUGAAAAAUUAAAAGGAAAACGCUACUGUAAGUGGCACAACAAUGUGUCUCACUCAACUAAUAUGUGUGUAGUGUUUCGAAACGUGGUGCAGGAUGCUAUUGAAAAAGGUCAGUUCAAGGUACCGGAGCCGAGGAAGGAGGCCAUGACUAUUGACACUGACCCAUUUCCCAACGGUGUGGGCGUCAAUAUGGUCAACAUUGUGGGGGGCAACAUUGUCGAAGCUCUUUUGUACCACAAAGACCUUGGUUCUCAAAAAAUUAGGAGAAUGGAAGGGGGACCAUGCAACGUUGCAGUUUCAAGCACAAAGGUGUUGGGUAAGGCGUGCUUGAACUCGUUGUCCGAGAUUGUGAGACCAUCAAUGCUUGCAUUAGGUGGUCCACCAAAAUCUGAGUAAGCCACCUCAAGAGAGGGUGACGAAGGCCGAAAUUACGGCCUUGCUGGAGGGGUUGCCGAUCAACGGCGACGAUGCGAGUAACGAGGUGGGAAAGGAAGCAGUGUUGCCGACAUUGUAGAAGAAAUCUACCUUGGUGCGAAGGAGGAUCAACGUUCAACUUUCAUGAAUCUUACAGGUACGAGUUAACUCUGCUUCUGAUUGGCUUCAAAGAUUGUGUUACGUGUGAAUGUCAUGAAAUAUUGCAUGUGCAUGUUGCAGUCUUGCUAGCUAGACAAUUUAUUGAUUUUUAUGUUAGAUUGUCCAAUAAGUGAAGGAUUGAGCUAUAUAGACACUAACGGCGUUGCAACAACAAAAUCACCGCCGUUGGAGUGAAGUUGUGGCUUGUUAUGUUAUAUGGUUUGAGUUUUUGGUCAAAGUUGUUUAAUAUGGUUGGCCAGUGUUUACGAUGUUGACGAGAUAGCCAAAACAUCGACAUAGAGUAAAAUGCUUUACCAUGUAAUUUUCAUUGACAAUGGUCACAUAAGACGAAAGAAGGAUCGGACCAAUUAUGCUUGUUUUUACCUAAGCUAGCAAGCGAAGUUGCUUGUGGCAUGGUUGUUGUAUUCUCCUUUAGCAACAACUUUGUUGUGGCUUGGAGGAAAGAAAAGAGCAUAUUCUCGGCCAAAAAAAUUAAUUAAUUAAUUAAAAAAAAGAGAGUUGGCCGCCGCAUUAUUGCACGAUUUGGCCAUAAGGAAAUUCACAACCGCAAGACUACUUAACAAGGUAGGCUACGUUUGUUGCAUGGUCAUGAAAGUCAAGAGGCGGUGGCAAUCACUGGUUGCCGAGGCUCAAUCCAAGCAAUGUUCUGAAGCAAAUUCUUGGCCUGGGAUUGCAAUGUUGCUCUCGUAUUUAGCAGGUGUUGCUUUGAAGGUUAUUUUAGGUGUUGUGGACUAUGUCAACAAUUUGGUUCAUAAUUCUUAUAAACCAAAUUGUGGGGGCAUUUGUUGACACCUAAAAUUAAUUUGUCCUUAAUUAAGUGUCGUAUUAAUUAGUCUCGGCAUUUAAUUUGAUACUGCGGGUAAAAAAUCGGUGUCGUUUGGAGUUGAGCGGUAUCGUGGAGAGUUAAAACGGUACUGCAAAACAGAAAAAUGGUACCGCAAGGAAGCUCAGCGGUACCGCGGCACUGGAAACGGCACCGCUCACCAAAAAACAAAAGAGGGGCCGCGCGUUUAGUUGAGUGUUGGGGAAGGAUUUUUGUUUGCUCUAAUUAAUUUUUUUUUUAUUCCUUGUUGGAUAGGGAGAAGCAGCACCGCGGAGAGCUAAAACGGUGCCACGGAAUUAAAAACGGUACCGCGAGUAAGCCUAACGGUACCGCGGAUUAGCAAACGACAGUGUUUAAAAUAACAAACAAUGUUGCAAAAGGGAAAAAACAAUCGGAGCUGUUGUGGCGCUAGCGAUGUCGUUGGCCAUAGCUAGUGAUGGCCGGAUUAAUUAAUUAAUAUUUUAAUAACUAUUUAGCACGGUGUUGUUUAGUUGAAAACGAUGCCGCAAGAGGAAAGAAACGACACCGCGGAUUAUAAAACAAUACCGCGAGUAGGUCAAACGAUGCCACAGCAGUUAAAACGACAGUGUUAAAAUUAAAACAAUGUCGCGAAGCUCAAAAACUUAACGACAUCGCGGGACAAGGAAACGAUGUUGUUUAACUAAGAACGACGCCGAGGGGUGAGAGUUUGGCGGCGUGUUAACAAUGAGGGCUGAUUUAAUUAAUUAGUAUUUUAUGAGUAUUUUAGACGGUGUCGUUUAAUGAAAAGCGAUGUCGCGG
Molecule: messenger RNA, 4433 nt
Organism: Linum trigynum
Lineage: Eukaryota; Viridiplantae; Streptophyta; Magnoliopsida; Malpighiales; Linaceae
Source: the annotation of a GenBank genome assembly